Fonsecaea erecta is the source of this 1059-nucleotide messenger RNA. RefSeq lists its product as hypothetical. Gene Ontology annotation, molecular function: protein binding. The record is from RefSeq and is a predicted model, not a curated record. NCBI's taxonomy places the organism in Eukaryota, Fungi, Ascomycota, Eurotiomycetes, Chaetothyriales, Herpotrichiellaceae. The coding region runs from base 1 to 1059 and encodes 352 amino acids. The transcript has 2 exons.
AUGGCUUGUGAUCCUCGAUGUCUGUACGAUCUCCCAAAUGAGAUACUCGUGUCUAUCCUCUCGGGCUUUGAAACUCAAGACCUGCUGCCUCUGGUGGUAGUCUCGCGGCGGUUUCAUUCCAUCAUCCUUAGAAUUCUCCAUUUCCGACUUCUCCUCGCCGCCGCCCUCCCGGACUACAAACUGAUCCUGGAGGCGUACCAUCCGAGCAAGCGAUACAGCGACCCUUAUUUAUUUUGCACCUACCUCGGCACCGAUGGUCUCAGCUCGAAACAUGAAGGUGAGGGAAGCCUCUAUGAAGACUGUGACGGCGAAGAAGGCAGGCUCGCGAAAUUAGGUGGGCUCUACAGUCGCUUUAGACCUGAGCGGCCAGGAAUACAGGGUUCAAUGCCUGCACGCCGGAUUGCGGGUGCUGUGCUGAACACGGCGUCGUCCUCCACAGCAUCUGGGACAAUGCCGAUUUACGCCGAUGGAGGCGAUGGAGGCUUCACCAAAGUCAGCCACACCCUGAAUCUCGAUCCCGACGAGUUGUUUGGCCAGUUUUGCGCUUAUGCGAGUCUGGUGCGGCUGGGGCCCCGGAGAGGCGUCUUUCUGAGCAAUGUACACAUCGUGCGAUCGGGCCAAGGCGUCAUGCGAGUGUGGAAACAAUGGCUCCAGGACCGUGCUCUGGAUCUAUGGCAACAAGAGCAAGAGACAGAGGGCGUGCAGCUGGGUCCGACGCCAACCAUGAGCUGCCCCACGAUAGGCGCCGACAAAAACAUCAUGUGGACGGACUACAGAAAGAAUGUCGGUCUGCGGGUUGCAGUGCGUGACCAGAAUGAAGCAUGUUAUGGGAAUCGAGUUUCCGAUGUCGACAAUGUGCAGAUGAGCUUCUCGAUAGAGAUCCAAGGUGAGUUUCUUGCUCUACCUCCCAGUCCAGUUCAAAUGCCAACUGUCCCUGCAGAGCUGGUUGUGCGAACAACGCAUCUGAUGCUGGCCGUGGAGGCGUCCACGCAGCAACAGGGCAAUAUAUCAGGUAAAGCCCUUAUAUUCGGGAAUUUUGCCACUGUAGCCUCGUCAUAA